Molecule: messenger RNA, 1710 nt
Organism: Penicillium manginii
Lineage: Eukaryota; Fungi; Ascomycota; Eurotiomycetes; Eurotiales; Aspergillaceae
Product: FAD-binding oxidoreductase
Exons: 6
Coding region: 1-1710 (569 amino acids)
Biological process (GO): lactate catabolic process
Cellular component (GO): mitochondrion
Molecular function (GO): D-lactate dehydrogenase (cytochrome) activity; D-lactate dehydrogenase (NAD+) activity; FAD binding
Source: RefSeq, a predicted model, not a curated record
AUGAUGGCUCGCACAAAUACCCCGGCCCUCAGAGGCGCCCUUCGCAAUCUUCGCGCCCGCCCUCUAACCCUCCCACAACAAAGACUAUUCAGCGCCUCAUCCCGCUACCUAGCCACAGACAAGGACAAGCAAUCGCAACAGCCCUCCUUCAAAAGCCAGCUCUACGAAAGCACCCAGCAACGUCUCAAACGCGAGCGUGCCGAACAAGAGCGCUUCGCCCAAUACCAGCAAACCCAAUCUCCCGGCGGCCGCUAUGCCGCCCUGAUGUUCGCACUGGUCUUCUUCUCAUCAGGCGCAUACUACCUAGGCUCUCUAAAGCCAGCCUCCCUCCCCUCAACAUCAACAACAACGCUCAACGACCUCGACGCCCCACGCCACAACAUCACCCCAUCAAAUCUGCAAGCUGCCUGGGUCGACUUUGUCGAGAUCCUCGGCAAAGAAAAUGUCUCUACAAACGACGGCGACUUGACCUCCCACGCCGGCUCAGACUGGUCCUCCUACACCGCCAAAGAGACCGAAAAGCCCUUCCUAAUCCUCUACCCAUCCACCACAGACGAAGUAUCCCGCUGCAUGAAGAUCUGCCACGCCCGACUUAUCCCCGUGACGCCUUAUUCCGGCGGGACCAGUCUGGAGGGACAUUUUGCUUCUACGCGGGGUGGGGUAUGUAUUGAUUUCCGACGCAUGGAUCGGAUUCUUUCGCUUCAUAAGCGUGAUCUUGACGUUGUUGUUCAACCUGCGCUUGGCUGGGAGGAUCUUAAUGAGGAACUUGCUAAGGAUGGGCUUUUCUUCCCCCCGGAUCCCGGGCCCGGUGCUAUGAUUGGGGGGGAUGGUCGGGACGGGGUGUAUUUGACGGUUGUGCUGGCUGAUGGGACUGUUAUUAAGACUCGGCAGCGGCCGCGCAAGUCGAGUGCUGGCUAUGAUUUGACGAGGUUGUUUAUUGGGUCUGAAGGCACGCUUGGUCUUGUCACUGAGGCUACGCUGAAAUUGACCGUUAAGCCGCAGAGUACGAAUGUGGCUGUUGCUUCGUUUGGGAGUAUUGCUCAUGCCGCUGAGUGCGUGACGAGUGUUGUUGAGGCGGGGAUUCCUGUCGCUGGCGUCGAAAUCCUCGACGAUGUCCAGAUGAAGUGUAUCAAUGCUAGUCAGAGUACUAGUCGGCAGUGGAAGGAGAGUCCGACGAUCUUUUUCAAGUUUACGGGCACGCCUGCUGCGGUUAAGGAGCAGAUUGGGGGGGAGGAAAUGGCCGAGCUUUGGAGUGCGAGGAAGCAGGCUUUGUGGAGUGUGAUGGCUAUGCGUCGCGGGGCGGGUGAUCAUGUUUGGACGACGGAUGUUGCUGUGCCCAUGAGCAAGUUGCCUGAUAUUAUUGAGGCGACCAAGGCCGAUAUGACCGAGAGUGGUCUUCUGGCUGGUAUUUGUGGUCAUGUUGGUGAUGGAAACUUUCACGCCAUUAUCUUGUUUAAUGAUGGCGAGAAGAACGUUGCCGAGGGUGUUGUCCACCGCAUGGUGAAACGUGCCGUGGAGAUGGAGGGAACUGUGACUGGUGAACACGGCGUCGGUCUCGUCAAGCGGGAUUACCUUGCUCACGAGCUGGGUGAGACUACAGUGGAUGCCAUGCGCCGCUUGAAAUUGGCCUAUGAUCCUCUCCGUCUGCUGAACUGUGACAAGGUUGUCCGAAUUGAACAGCCCGCACCAGGCGAGGUCAAGGAAUGGUAA